This is a messenger RNA of Sorex araneus (European shrew), 5082 nucleotides long. It is a transcript of the gene NISCH, whose product is annotated as nischarin. Lineage: Eukaryota; Metazoa; Chordata; Mammalia; Eulipotyphla; Soricidae. Gene Ontology annotation, cellular component: cytoplasm. Gene Ontology annotation, molecular function: protein kinase binding; integrin binding; phosphatidylinositol binding. The coding region runs from base 52 to 4509 and encodes 1485 amino acids. The transcript is spliced from 21 exons. The record is from RefSeq and is a predicted model, not a curated record.
CCGCUGCCAGUCUGCGCGGGGCGGCGGCGGCGGCUGUGACUGGGGCCGAACAUGGCGGCGGCGGCGGCGGCGGCGCGCAGCUUCGGGCCGGAGCGGGAGGCCGAGCCGGCCAAGGAGGCGCGCGUCGUGGGCUCGGAGCUCGUGGACACGUACACGGUUUACAUCAUCCAGGUCACUGAUGGCAGCCAUGAAUGGACAGUGAAGCACCGUUACAGUGAUUUCCAUGACCUGCAUGAAAAGCUUGUUGCGGAGAAGAAGAUCGAUAAAAAUCUACUUCCACCCAAAAAGAUAAUUGGGAAAAACUCACGAAGCUUGGUGGAAAAGAGGGAGAAGGAUCUUGAAGUCUAUCUCCAAACCCUCUUGGCUGCUUUCCCUAGCGUGGCCCCCAGAGUUCUGGCUCACUUCUUGCAUUUUCACUUUUAUGAGGUAAAUGGCAUCACUGCCGCACUGGCUGAGGAGCUCUUUGAAAAAGGAGAACAGCUCUUGGGGGCCGGCGAGGUCUUUGCCAUUGGACCUCUGCAGCUCUAUGCAGUCACCGAGCAGCUACAGCAGGGAAAGCCCACCUGCGCCAGUGGGGAUGCAAAGACUGACCUCGGGCACAUCCUGGACUUCACUUGUCGCCUUAAGUAUCUGAAGGUUUCUGGCACAGAAGGACCUUUUGGGACCAGCAACAUUCAGGAGCAGCUCCUGCCUUUUGAUCUGUCGAUAUUUAAGUCUCUUCAUCAGGUGGAGAUAAGUCACUGUGAUGCCAAGCAUAUCCGGGGCCUGGUAGCAUCGAAACCCACCUUAGCUACGAUGAGCGUCUGCUUCUCAGCCACCUCCAUGAAGGAAGUCCUCGUUCCCGAAGCCUCGGAAUUUGAUGAGUGGGAGCCAGAAGGCGCAGCCCUGGAAGGCCCUGUGACUGCCAUCAUCCCCACAUGGCAGGCGCUGACUACUCUAGACCUGAGCCACAACAGCAUCUCUGAAAUCGAUGAGUCGGUGAAACUGAUUCCCAAGAUCGAGUUUCUGGACCUGAGUCACAAUGGAGUGCUGACCGUGGACAAUCUGCAGCACCUCUACAACCUAGUGCAUCUGGAUCUGUCCUACAAUAAGCUGUCCUCCUUGGAAGGGGUUCACACCAAACUGGGGAAUGUUAAGACUUUGAACCUGGCAGGUAACCUUCUCGAGAGUCUGAGUGGCCUGCACAAGCUCUAUUCUCUGGUCAACCUGGAUCUUAGCAACAACAGAAUUGAGCAGAUGGAGGAAGUCAGGAGCAUUGGCAGCCUCCCGUGUCUGGAGCACGUGGCCUUGCUGAACAACCCUCUGAGCAUCAUCCCCGACUACCGGACCAAGGUGCUGGCCCAGUUUGGAGAGAGGGCCUCUGAGGUCUGUCUAGACAACACAGUGACCACAGAGAAAGAGCUGGACACCGUGGAAGUGCUGAAAGCAAUUCAGAAAGCCAAGGAGGUCAAGUCCAAGCUGAGCAGUCACCCUGAGAGGAAGGUCACCGAGGACUCCCGGCUCUCAGCUGCUCCCUCUGUCAGGCCCAGCAGCUCCCCUCCCACCGUGGCUCCCACUUCGGCCACCCUGCCCCAGCCCAUCCUCUCCAACCAAGGAAUCAUGUUCGUGCAGGAAGAGGCCCUGGCCAGCAGCCUCUCAUCCACGGACAGUCUGACUCCCGAGGACCGGCCCAUUGCUCGGGGCUGUUCCGAUUCCCUGGAGUCCAUCCCUGCAGGACAGGCCCCUGCUGAUGAUCUCAGGGAUGUACCAGGAGCAGUUGGGGGUGUAAGCCCAGAACACGCGGAACCAGAGGUCCAGGUGGUGCCUGGGUCUGGUCAAAUCAUCUUUCUGCCCUUCACCUGCAUUGGCUACACAGCCACCAACCAGGACUUCAUCCAGCGCCUGAGCACGCUCAUCCGUCAGGCCAUUGAGCGGCAGCUGCCCGCAUGGAUCGAGGCCGCCAACCAGCGAGAAGGCCUGGGCCAGGAGGAGGAAGAGGAGAAUGUUGCUGAGAACCGCUACUUUGAAAUGGGGCCCCCAGAUGCAGAUGAUGAGGAGGAGGGCGGCCGAGGGGAAGAAGAGGAAGAGGAGGAGGAGGAGGAAGAGGCUGAAGAGGAGGAGCGCCUGGCGCUGGAGUGGGCCCUGGGUGCAGAUGAGGACUUCCUACUGGAGCAUAUCCGCAUUCUCAAAGUACUCUGGUGUUUCCUGAUCCACGUGCAGGGCAGCAUCCGCCAGUUUGCCGCCUGCCUCGUGCUCACCGACUUUGGCAUCGCCGUCUUUGAGAUCCCGCACCAAGAGUCUCGGGGAAGCAGCCAGCACAUCCUCUCAUCCCUGCGCUUUGUCUUCUGCUUCCCGCAUGGCGACCUCACAGAGUUUGGCUUCCUCAUGCCUGAGCUGUGUCUGGUACUUAAGGUGCGGCACAGCGAGAACACGCUCUUCAUCAUCUCAGACGCCGCCAACCUGCACGAGUUCCACGCCGACUUGCGCGCGUGCUUCGCCCCCCAGCACAUGGCCAUGCUGUGCAGUCCCCUGCUCUACGGCAGCCACACCAGCCUGCAGGAGUUCCUCCGCCAGCUGCUCACCUUCUACAAGGUGGCGGGGGGUUGUCAGGAGCGCAGCCAGGGCUGCUUUCCCGUCUACUUGGUCUACAGUGACAAGCGCAUGGUGCAGACGGCCGCCGGCGACUACUCGGGCAAUAUCGAGUGGGCCAGCUGCACGCUGUGCUCGGCUGUGCGCCGCUCCUGCUGCGCCCCCUCCGAGGCUGUUAAGUCUGCCGCCAUCCCCUACUGGCUGCUGCUUACGCCCCAGCACCUCAAUGUCAUCAAGGCUGACUUCAACCCCAUGCCGAAUCGUGGCAACCACCACUGCCGCAACCGCAACAGCUUCAAACUCAGCCGUGUGCCACUCUCCACCGUGCUGCUGGACCCCACACGCAGUUGCACCCAGCCUCGAGGAGCCUUUGCCGAUGGCCACGUGCUGGAGCUGCUUGUGGGCUACCGCUUUGUCACCGCCAUCUUCGUGCUGCCCCAUGAGAAGUUCCACUUCCUGCGCAUCUACAACCAGCUGCGGGCCUCGCUGCAGGACCUGAAGACUGUGGUCAUUGCCAAGAACCCUGCCGCUGGGGUCCAGCCUCAGGGCCCCCUGGUGGAUGAGCAGCCUGCUGAGGGCAGGGCCAGCAAUGACCAGCGACCCCAGGAAGUCCCAGCAGAGGUUCCAGCUCCAGUCUCAGCAGAGAUGCCCGCCCCGGCCCCGGCAGAGGCCUCAGCACCAGCUGAUAACUCAGCAGAGACCUCAGCUCCAGAGGAGACUCUGGCAGAGACCCCCGCCCAGUACCCAAGUGAGGACUUGGUCCAGUGCAUCUCAGAGGAGAACCAGAUGCCCUCAUACCUGCCAGCGUGCCCCUCGUUACGGCACAUCGCCAGCCUGCAGGGCAGCACCAUCAUUGAGCUGUUCCACAGCAGUAUUGCUGAGGUGGAGAAUGAGGAGCUGAGGCACCUCAUGUGGUCUUCGGUGGUGUUCUACCAGACCCCGGGGCUGGAGGUGACGGCCUGUGUGCUGCUCUCCACCAAGGCCAUGUAUUUCGUGCUGCACGAUGGCCUGCGCCGCUACUUCUCGGAGCCACUGCAGGAUUUCUGGCAUCAGAAGAACACCGACUACAACAACAGCCCCUUCCACAUCUCCCAGUGCUUCGUUUUAAAACUCAGCGACCUGCAGGCAGUCAACGUUGGGCUUUUUGACCAGUAUUUCCGGCUGACGGGCUCCUCCCCGGCGCAGGUGGUCACCUGCUUGACACGCGACAGCUACCUGACUCACUGCUUCCUCCAGCACCUCAUGGCCGUGCUGUCCUCGCUAGAGCGCACGCCCUCCCCUGAGCCUGUCGACAAGGACUUCUACUCGGAAUUUGGGAACAAGAGCACAGGAAAGAUGGAAAACUAUGAGCUGAUCCACUCAAGCCGGGUGAAGUUCACCUACCCUAGUGAAGAGGAGGUCGGCGACCUGACAUUCACCGUGGCACAGAGAAUGGCCGAGCCAGAGAAGGCGCCUGCCCUCAACAUCCUUCUAUACCUGCAGGCCUUCCAGGUGGGCCCCCCGCCAGCCGGACGCAGCAAGGGCAUAUUGCGUCCCAAAACACUCCUGCUCACCAGUGCCGAGAUCUUUCUCCUGGAUGAGGACUUUGUCCACUACCCGCUGCCUGAGUUUGCCAAAGAGCCCCCACAGAGGGACCGCUACCACCUGGACGAUGGCCGCCGUGUCCGGGACCUGGACCGUGUUCUCAUGGGCUACCAGCCCUACCCGCAGGCCCUCACUCUCGUUUUCGAUGAUGUGCAGGGCCAUGACCUCAUGGGCAAUGUCACCCUGGAUCACUUUGGGGAGGUGCCAGGUGACCCAGCCCAAACCGGCCAGGGCCGGGAGGUCCAGUGGCAGGUGUUUGUCCCCAGCGCUGAGAGCCGAGAGAAGCUCAUCUCACUGCUGGCUCGCCAGUGGGAGGCGCUGUGUGGCCGCGAGCUCCCCGUGGAGCUCACUGGCUAGGCCGCUGCCCCUCGCCCCCCCCCCCCCCCGCCACACCUCGCCCUGUCCACGUAGGGCAGGAUGGGAAGCAGACUUUCUCCUCAAAGUGUUUUCUCCUCCCUUCGAUUCCUUCAUUUGACUGUUCUCCCCCGAACGUGAACGUGUGUUGAGUUACUGCUCCCUAAUGCUGGGUGUCCCCUGCAGACUCCACCAGGCUGUGCCUGCCCAAGUCUCUGGUGUUCUGCCACCAGCCCUUGUGUCUUGUUAUAGGACUGUUGUUGACACGUGGCGCUGUGGGUCUGGUUUACUUUGACUAUUUCCUGAACUGUCAGUCUUGUUGCUAUUACUGUCGUUGUGGGUGUUUGCUGCUAAUCAUGAAGCUGGUAGUAAAACGCACAUUGCAAGUUCCUGUCCUGUGCACUUUUCCAAAGUGGAGCGCUCUCCUGGUCCAGAUAAAUGGGAGAGACUCGUGGGGUGGGUGUCCCCCGUGCCUUGGGGCUGAGACAUUCGGGGACAGGGGACCUAGCGCUGCCAGUGCCCAGUAGGGUUCUGUUGCCUAUUUUCUCUAUUCCAAUAAAGCAGAGUUUGACACAG